Messenger RNA from Syngnathus acus (greater pipefish), 2939 nucleotides. RefSeq names its product G protein signaling modulator 2 (gene gpsm2). Gene Ontology annotation, molecular function: GTPase regulator activity; protein binding. The coding region runs from base 451 to 2418 and encodes 655 amino acids. Lineage: Eukaryota; Metazoa; Chordata; Actinopteri; Syngnathiformes; Syngnathidae. The record is from RefSeq and is a predicted model, not a curated record. The transcript is spliced from 16 exons.
UCACUACUACGGGGGCCCCCCAAAAAAGGAAAGAAAAAAACGCCAACUAAGAAGUACUUGUCGAAGUUUAAAAAAUGCAUGAAACUAUGGCUGCCAAAUAGUGUUUAUCCACAAUGCGUCUAUUGCUCGCACGGCUGUAGGGAUUAUUAUCGUAAACAAGAAAAGAAGAAUACGCACGAGCUGUUCGAACUGGAUCGACUCACGCUUUCUAGGUUUCCUGCCCCCGUGAGAAGGAGCUACAGAGGGCCACCCAGGGGGAGACUGAGGGGCAGGGACGCAAAAGACACAAAGCAGCCCAGUGGACUCACACUAGCCUCCCUCCCUUCUGCGGACUUUUUGAUUUUCUUUCAUUAACUUCCAAUUCUUCUUUGCGUGUGCUUUCUUUAUUUUUCCAACGCAACCAUUUGGUCUGGAACGAAAUUAGGAUUUUCCCUCAUAUUAUGCACAGCGAUGGAUACAGACGGCUCAGUGAUUAGCACAAGAGCUGAGGAUCAGUCCUUCCAUGUCCGCUACAGGAUGGAGGUGUCGUGCCUUGAGCUGGCGCUGGAGGGCGAGCGCCUCUGCAAGGUGGGCGACUACCGAGCCGGCGUGUCCUUCUUCGAAGCCGCCAUCCAGGUCGGCACGGAGGACCUCCAGGUGCUCAGCGCCAUCUACAGCCAGCUGGGCAACGCCUACUUCCACCUGCACGACUACGCCAAGGCGCUGGAGUUCCACCGGCACGACCUGACCUUGACCAGGACCGUCGGGGAUUUCCUCGGAGAAGCCAAAGCCAGCGGCAAUCUCGGCAACACGUUGAAGGUGUUGGGGAGGUUUGAUGAGGCCAUGGUGUGCUGUCAGAGGCACUUGGAUAUUGCCAGGGAUGUAAAUGACAAGGUGGGUCAGGCGCGAGCUCUGUACAACUUUGGGAACGUCUACCACGCGAAAGGAAAAAGUAUUUGCUGGAGCGGAGCAGAGCCUGGAGAUUUCCCAGAGGACGUCAUGGCGGCCCUGAGGAAGGCUUCGGAAUAUUACGAGGCAAAUUUGGGCCUCGUCCAAGAAGUCGGUGAUCGGGCCGCCCAGGGUCGAACCUACGGGAAUCUGGGUAACACUCAUUACCUGCUCGGGAACUUUCGGAAUGCCGUGGCGUCUCACGAGCAGCGUUUGCUCAUAGCGAAGGAAUUCGGCGACCGCUCGGCAGAAAGACGAGCUUACUGCAACUUGGGCAACGCUUACAUCUUCCUGGGAGAGUUUGAAGUGGCAGCUGAGCAUUAUAAGAGGACGUUGCAGCUAGCGAGGCAGCUGAAGGAUCGUGCGGUGGAAGCUCAGGCGUGCUACAGUCUGGGCAACACGUAUACUCUGCUGCAGGACUACGAGAGAGCCAUCGAUUACCACCUCAAACACCUCAUCAUAGCCCAGGACCUCAAUGACCGGAUCGGAGAAGGUCGAGCAUGCUGGAGUCUGGGAAACGCCCACACUGCACUUGGGAACCAUGACCAGGCCAUGCACUUUGCUGAGAAACACCUGGAGAUCUGCAAAGAGACAGGAGACAGGAGCGGCGAGCUGACGGCACGUAUGAACGUGACAGAUCUGCAGACAGUGUUAGGUCUGAGCUACAGCACCAACAACUCCACCCUGUCUGAAAACAGGGACAUCGACUACAAGUUGCAAGGGGCUAGGCCGAGGUUGAGCAGGAGGCACAGCAUGGAGAACCUGGAGCUGAUGAAGCUCACGCCUGACAAGAUGAACGGUCAGAAGUGGAACAGCGACAUCCUGAGCAAACAAAGCAAGCCCACCUUCACCAAAAGCUCCUCCAAGUUGUUCUUCGUCAGCCGUCUACGCGGGAAGAAGUUCAAGGCUAGCGGAGGUUCCGGUAAGGUCCUCCAGGAUGCCAGUAACACCCUGGAAAGCGGCCACAAGCGAUCCAGUCCUGACAUGCUCGGCGACGAAGGCUUCUUCGACCUCCUCACUCGCUUCCAGAGCAACCGCAUGGACGACCAGCGCUGCUCCAUUCGGGAGAAAGGCAGCAGCAGGUUGUCGGUCAACGGCGGCCCCCAGUCUCCGCCUAGGAUCAUCAGGAAAUCCGUUUCCGAGUCCACUAACGUGUCUGGUGCUCAAGGCCGGCGGCUAGAGGACACCUCAGCCGCAGGCGGGAGCCUGCCGGGCCUCAGACUCAACCAGAACAGCAACCAGGCCGUGCUCAGCCACCUAAUGGCCAACGUGGACAACGCCGAGCCCGACGAAGACUUUUUUGACAUGCUCGUCAAGUGCCAGGGGACCCGUUUGGACGACCAGCGCUGUGCACCUCCCCCUCCUCCGGCUCGCGGACCCACGGUACCGGACGAGGACUUCUUCAGCCUCAUCAUGCGCUCACAAGCCAAGCGAAUGGACGAGCAGCGCGUCACAUUGCCGUCCUGCGCGGCAAAGGCCAACCACAGCUAAACGAAGCACUUAGAAUUUCCCAAGCCCUUCCGAAAGGUGGCAUUUACAACACUUUACGAGUUCAUAAGCGUUAACAGGCAACAUGUAGUAGAUUAUGUGGAAGAAUUCUCUCAACUCUGCUCGCACAAGCAGUAUCAGGGACAAAAUGUUUUUCACAAAUGCGGUGUCAUGAUUUCACUUUGUGUAUUAUUUGUAAUCCGUGCAUGCAUUUCUUCUUCAUUGUUGUACGUUUUGUAACUGUUGUACGUCUGCCGUAAUGUUUUUUUGUGUCUCUCCUGUCACUAGAAUGUUUGAUGAAAUAAUUUUACAAAUGAUUUUUUUUCAGUAAUAUCUGGGAUUAUUAUGUGUACAGUGCUAAUCUUUUGUACUUAAUUUUGGUUGGAGCAAUUAAAUCUCAUGGCUACUUUUUUUUAUUGACUCGUUUCAAUGGAGCACAAGCUGCUUGAUGUAAAGCAGUGCUUCUCAAAUAGUGGGCCACGCCCAAUGGUGUUAUUAUACUGAAUGAGUUUGAGGUUGAAAGG